Molecule: messenger RNA, 4738 nt
Organism: Varroa destructor (honeybee mite)
Lineage: Eukaryota; Metazoa; Arthropoda; Arachnida; Mesostigmata; Varroidae
Product: discoidin domain-containing receptor 2-like
Biological process (GO): positive regulation of neuron projection development; protein phosphorylation; cell surface receptor protein tyrosine kinase signaling pathway
Cellular component (GO): plasma membrane; signaling receptor complex
Molecular function (GO): ATP binding; protein tyrosine kinase collagen receptor activity; collagen binding
Source: RefSeq, a predicted model, not a curated record
UAUAACAACACCCGGGGAACAAAAGCAGGGCUCCUGCACAUAAAUCCAGCUUUCUAUCAAGCACUAUGAUGGCACAGUUGUCACUAUAUUGUUCUAUCCGACAACCAUCUAUAAGUUCGGGUAAAGGAAGCACUGUAGAAAUUUAGGAGAAGUGAUCAUACGGUGGAUGUUUUGUAAUAACGACUCUUUAAUCUUGUUGUGAAUUUUUCUUAUCCGUAGGGUAUAAGGCGGGAUCAUGGAUCUUCUGUAAAUUAGGGCGCGCCGAUUGGUGAUGACGGCUAUAUGUAUCUGAGGGAACAAACGCUAGUGACCAGUGCUUGGAGGUGCGCACGCACGUAUAUGGACGUGCAGUUAGGCGUGUGCAGCAAUAUAAAACUCAAUGAAUUUGAGUGUGAUAAACCUUGAUUGAAACGGAUGUGUUUACUGGUGUCUCUAAGGAUAUAGUACAAUGGAUAAUCUGUAAAACUGAACGGUCAGAUCCGUCUUAUUUUUUUAGGAACAGCCGAGGGAAUAAUAUCGUCGUGAAUUUGCAUUUGUGCUUCCAGUACCAGGAUCGGCUCGUGUGAUAACAAUGGCGAUUGAUCGGGAUCUGUGCAGUACAAUGUGUUGAUUCUCAAGGAGGGUGCCAUCUAAGAAGGAGCAAGAAGAAACUAACCCCAGUGUUUUUUCUGGCGGUUCAACUUCUUCUAGCGCUAUUGAUCAACAAUGACACCUCACGUUGCACCGAGUGCGUAUUUUCUUCUGCUUCUAGGAGUUAUUUACGGUCCGAGUCAACUUUGCAGUCAAGUUAUUGCGACGAAUCUGGAAUCAUGUAAUGUGACGCUUGGCAUGAUGUCUGGAGAUAUUCCUGACGAGGACAUCUCUUGCAGCUCUUCACACAAUGCUGGCAGUGUUGGGCCUGCUUUUGCCAGGUUAAAUCGCGAAAUAAACGGGGGAGCCUGGUGUCCGUCACGACAGAUUUCAUCGGACACAUACGAAUGGCUGGAAAUCAACCUUCGAAGUUACUAUGUGGUACGAGGUAUUGCUACUCAGGGCCGCUUCGGUAACGGUCAAGGCCGCGAGUAUGCAGAAAAGUAUAUGAUCGAAUACUGGAGAGCAGGCAUUAACAAAUGGGUACGGUACAUUAAUCGCUCCGAGAAAUACGUUAUUGAGGGUAAUUCGAAUACCUACACAUCCGAGUUUAGAGCCUUGGAUCCGCUCAUUAUAUCGGAUCGCAUUCGUAUUGUGCCGUAUUCAAAAGACAUUCGCACAGUAUGUAUGAGGGUCGAGCUGUACGGCUGCAAAUGGAUGCAGGGUAUUGUUUCGUAUACGGCCCCAAUUGGUGAACGUUUCAGUUCAACGGUUAACUUGUUCGAUAAGACCUAUGACGGAGGUCGUGACGACAGUACCCUUCACGAUGGCCUUGGCCAACUUACUGACGGCGUUGGGGGAGGCGAUUAUUUCAUGAGCGAGCAUUCGACAGGUCCGGGAAAAGACUACGGGUGGGUUGGGUGGCGUAGUAAUUCGUCACAUUCAAACCCACUUGAGAUGGUGUUCCAUUUUGACGCGGUGCGUAACUUUUCUGCAGCGUAUUUUUAUUGCAACAAUCAACAUACGAAGAACGUGUCGCUAUUUAGCUCGGCAAAGUUCUGGUUCUCCAUCGGUGGCCGGUGGUACCUGGAUGAGCCAUUGAUUUUCAAGAACACGCACAAUCCACUGCCGGAGAAAGCUCGCAACGUCACAAUCCGCUUGCAUCACAAAAUAGGCCGUUUUAUCAAAGUACAUCUGAGUUAUCGCUCUGGAUGGAUUGUAUUAAGCGAGGUAGCAUUCAGCUCGGUGCCUGCUGCUGGAAAUUUUACCGAGGAGGACGAACCUGUCGUACCCCCACUUGUGUUUCCGGCCGUUACUGAAGACUCAAUAGGGAGGCAUCAUGUCGCUAUUGUGAUUGCUGUUCUAGCUGCAGUGAUCAUGCUGCUAAUGUUGGCGAUCUUCAUAAUAACGUUCCGCCAUCGACGACGUAAGCAAGCAGCAUCGCACGGUAUUCUGAAACCAGUCGCGCACUCCACGAAUGACCAUCGUAUUACAGUUAAUAUGAAAGGUCUGGAGCUACAAUACCAACCGAAGUACGCAUUGAACGGGAACGUCUAUGGGCAAGUGAACCUGGAUGAUCCGGAUAAGCUAGUCUAUCAGGAACCCGAUGACUUUAAAGCUUCGGUUUAUCCCGCAACAUAUAGUAACGUGGUUUUCUUAGUGGAUUCAUCGCGCGAGUACGCUAUACCUCAAGACUGCAUAGCACCAAGAAGUCCAAAGGCCUCAGAUCGCAACGUUUUGCCACCUACUUUUAAUAGGCCGCUUGGCAAGUGUUCCCAGCCGUCACUGCCAAAUCCAGCUGAAAAUCACUAUGCCGCCGCCGACGUUGUAGUGGGUACCAGCGUCUCCCUGAAUAUUCAAGGCGUAAGUGGAAGCACGCUGUACGCUGUGCCUGACCUUGACUUGUCGGCUAGUUCUGCUAGUUCGUCCGGCAACGACUCUUGCCCAGCUUGCAAUAACUGUACAGUCACCGUACAAAAUUCUUCUCAUCUUUCUACCACUACGCAGGUCCGUGAAUUACCCCGGCACCGAAUGCGACUUCUCAACAAAAUCGGCGAGGGGCAAUUCGGUGAGGUUCAUCUUGCCCAGGCGGAAGGAAUCCGUGAGCUCGUGGAGCCUCUUUGUACUGUUGAUAGCACAUUUUUGGUCGUAGUUAAAUCUCUGCACAGAGAUGCAGGUGAAGCAGCGCGAAAGGAGUUCUUCAAGGAAGUGAAGAUAUUAUCACGUAUCCGUGAUCCGAAUAUUUCGCAGAUUCUUGGCGUAUGCACUCGGGACGAGCCCUUAGCUAUGAUCGUCGAAUAUUUCGAACACGGUGACCUAAAGGAGUUUCUCAAUGAGCAUCUGCCUGACACGUUCGUUGCGAACGGUGUCGCUAAGACGCUUUGUCAGGACACUUUAAUGUUCGUGGCUACUCAAAUCGCGUCAGGGUUGAAAUAUCUUGAAUCUAUAAAUUUUGUUCACCGUGAUGUGGCUGCACGAAAUUGUCUUGUCGGAGCGGGCUUUUCUGUAAAAAUCUGCGAUUUCGCCAUAAGUCGCUCUGAAUACCAGCAGGACUAUUAUCGUGUACAAAGCGGAAGUAGCAUGCUACCUGUUAGAUGGAUGUCAUGGGAAGCUAUCCUCUUCGGACGUUUCUCUACAAAAAGUGAUGUCUGGGCAUUUGCCGUUACACUAUGGGAGAUACUGACAUUUGCUCGCCAAAGACCGUUUGCCGACUGCAGCGACGACGUCGUCGUUGAAAAUGCGCGCCACAUGUAUAAUAUGGAUGGGCAAGCGGUCCAUCUCAGUCAGCCGCCUGAAUGUCCCAAGGUUCUUUUCGACCUAAUGCUCGAGUGUUGGCAGCUUAACGAGGUCGACAGACCUAGCUUCAACGAUAUACAUUUGUUCCUGCAAAGCAAGAGUGCCGAGUAUUCGUUGAAAACUUAAUUUUGCUGACGUCAAUCGUAAUAUUGUUCACCAAUCUCGACGCAAACGUCGAAUGUGAACCUGUUACGUCGACAAGAAGGUUUCAGCCAGAAGAAGCUAGGUACACUAUGAAAAAGUAACUGCGCGGGUAACUCUGUCUUAUAUGCAAUUUGACAUUAAAACACCAAUACCUGCAAAGAAAGGCCGUCACAAAUGAAUCCUAGACGAAGUGUUUGGUAUAUAGUUGAUGCUAUCAAAUUUGGCAGGAUUAGCUACACUGGUUUACAUGAACGACGCUGAUCACGUUUUAAGGGAAUGAGCUAAAGCUGGUUCCUCACGCGAGUCGGAAAAGCCUUUAAAGAACAAAUAGUUUUUACUUUAGGUGUGUAUAUAUGUAAUUAUUGAACGACAAAUAAGUUUGGCACAAAAACUCAAUUUCAUAGUUGGCAUAGAGCGGAGUAUUAAGUAUUUCAUCGAUUGAGCGAUCUCUCGCUCGAGUCACAUUGUUUUACGUCUUCUCUGUGUUUUGUGCAAUGCUUUUUUGGCUGUAAAUACAGAGCUUUCUUAGAUUAGUACUCAAGACAUAGUCCUAAUAGCAACAGAGUGAUAAUUCGUGGACCAUUUAUAACUGCCGAACCUUGACAAGUACUAUAUACAUCAUAUACAACACAGCAGAAUAGGCCAUAAUUUAGUUUCAAUCACUAGCGUCUAAUUAUGAUCGAAUUAGUAACUUUCUAUUUCAAUAGAAUGUAAGGGUUUUGCGUCAACUGAGUCGGCACGGCGUACUAGUAUGCUAAAGUCGAAAACGCCGACAAUAAAUGAAAAAAAAAAAUAUUUUUUACUAUCUGCUUGGCCGCGGAUACGUUGAUGUAACAACAACUAUAGAAGCAUGGCCAAGGGUGCUACUACUUACACUGUUGCGGUCUCUAAAAGUAUACAUUUGAAUUAGUCUGAUGAGGCAAAAUUAGAUAGCCAAUAGCACCACAUCUGUGAUCACCGUAAAAGAAAUCAACUGAUAGCAACCGACAUUUGCCGACCCAGUGGCCUAGCUUCUAUCGGGAUGCGUAUAUAGCGAAUGAAUAGGAAGACACUGAAGAACACAAUGGUAGGUUGUACAUACGUUGUAUAGCUGAGGUUCUUGCUAGUUUCAGAGUGAUACAUUUGUGAUCUGGAUAGUCCCAAGACUGAGCUUGGAAAAGGUACGACACAUUGACUAAGUUUGGAAUUAACAAUAGGGAUUUUAUUGAGUACAGGAAGAGCUGGCAAA